Messenger RNA from Tripterygium wilfordii, 4384 nucleotides. Its product is annotated as protein STICHEL-like. Gene Ontology annotation, cellular component: DNA replication factor C complex; nucleus; DNA polymerase III complex. Gene Ontology annotation, molecular function: ATP binding; DNA clamp loader activity; DNA binding. The coding region runs from base 240 to 4001 and encodes 1253 amino acids. Gene Ontology annotation, biological process: DNA repair; DNA-templated DNA replication. NCBI's taxonomy places the organism in Eukaryota, Viridiplantae, Streptophyta, Magnoliopsida, Celastrales, Celastraceae. The transcript has 7 exons. The record is from RefSeq and is a predicted model, not a curated record.
CGGGGCUUGGAGGGAGAUUUCCAAUUUUUCCAAUUUUUGAUUUACUAUUGUAGAAAGAACAACUUUCUAGCUCUUUCUAUACAGAAUUCUUCUUCCAAGUUACACAGAAAGAGAGAUUCAACUUCAAAGCUUGCAUCUGUGAGGGCGCCAAGCAGAACCCUAGUGAGAGAAAGUAGAGAUACUAUGGAACAGUUAUGAAGAUAGAAGAUCAUAGCUUUGUUUCUCAUUGAUAGGGGGAAAUGGCAGCAAUGAGAGUAUCUGAUCCAAGCAGGCUUCACUUGAAGAAGGAGCUCACGCAAAUCCGAAAGGCUGCCCGCGUGUUGCGGGAUCCAGGGACUACUUCGUCAUGGAAGUCACCUCUUAGUACUUCUAGAUCUGCAGCAGCAGCAGUUGAAGCAGCUUCCAACUCUGCUUCCACUUGGAAGCGCCAGCAACAAUUACAAGAGGGUGCAUUUGUGAGACAAGAUGUUAAUGGUAAUGAUGUUGAUUUGAAUACCCAUUCUGCUUCCUCUCGAUUUCCUACUAACAAUAACAAUAUCAGUGGGAAAGACAAGGAGAAAAGGGUGUUUCUGUACAAUUGGAAGAACCAGAAAUCAUUAAGCAAAAAUGAGGAAGGUGAUGGGUCUUUCUCGAUUCCAGAGAGCCUUGAUGACAGCUUGAGUGAUGCUAGGAAUGGAGGGGAUUCGAAGAGUGACACUUACUUGGAGGAGACAAGGUCUGCCUCUGAGAUAUUGAGGUGUAGAGAUACAAAUAAUGUGGCAUUAGGCAUGUCAUCAGUGAAAAGAGUGACAGGAAAUAAGAAGAGUAGGAAACAUAAAUCCCAUUUGGAUGUUCUAUCUAGAUAUCAAUGGAAAGAUACUGAUCUUGAUAAGAAAUUUAAUUUGAGAGGAUUGCCUAAGGGACAUCCUUCAAUGGCUUUAAGUUCAGGGAGGGAUGAUUCCGUGGAACAAUCUGAUGAUACUGAAGAUUAUAGUAUUUCAGAUGAUUUAAGAAGAGUUUACGGUUCAUCACCUUUGUUGUUGAAGCUAAGGCAAAAGGGUUGGGCACAUUCACCAUCUAAAUUAUUGAUAAGUAGAAAGGAGAACUCUUCUUAUACAUAUAGCACUCCGGCUUUGUCAAAUAGUUCUUAUGAUAGGUAUAAUCGUCGUAACCCAAGCACUGUUGGAUCUUGGGAUGCCACUACAACAUCUUUAAAUGAUGGGGAUGAUGAGGGAGCUACCAAUUUGGAUUUUCCGGGACGACAGGGAUGUGGGAUUCCUUGCUAUUGGUCAAGGAGGACUCUGAAACAUAAGGGUUUGUGUGGUGGUUGUUAUUCUCCAUCUCUUUCAGAUACAAUAAGGAGGAAAGGAAGUAACAUGUUAUGUGGCAGUCAGUCAAUGUAUAAUAGACACCGGCGUGCAUCAUCUGUUCCCAAUAAGUGGAAAAACACUCCCAGAAAUGCUCAAGGUCUUGUCCCAUUGCUGGCUAAUAGUGGUGGUGGCAGAGGAGGAUCAUCUUUGGGUAGUGGCUGUAGUGAUGAUGAGCUUUCUACCAAUUUUGGUGAGCUUGAUUUGGAGGCUUUGAGUAGAUUAGAUGGAAGGAGGUGGUCCUCUAGCUGUAGGAGUCAAGAUGGGUUAGAGAUUGUAUCGUUAAAUGGGGAAGGGGAGGAGGAAGGUACGCCGGAGAAUAUCCGGAGUUUAAGCCAGAAGUACAAGCCAACAUCCUUUGAUAAAUUGAUCGGGCAGAAUAUCGUGGUUCAAUCACUUAUGAAUGCUAUUUUAAGAGGACGGAUUACCCCUGUUUACCUUCUCCAGGGUCCCCGUGGGACUGGUAAGACCUCAGCAGCUAGGAUUUUUGCUGCUGCUCUGAAUUGUCUUUCUACUGAAGAAACUAAGCCAUGUGGGCAUUGCAUGGAAUGCUCUGAUAUCUUCUCUGGCAAGAGCAGGUAUCUUAUGGAAGUUGAUGGUGCAGAUAAGAAGAAAAUUGACAAGGUUAGAUACUUUUUGAAAAAGGUUACUGGGGGCAUUCCAUCAGCCUCCUCACGAUAUAAAGCUUUUGUUAUUGAUGAGUGCCACUUGUUGCCCUCUAAGACAUGGCUGGCAUUUCUCAAAUUUCUUGAAGAACCACCACAACGAGUUGUGUUCAUAUUCAUUACAACUGAUCCUGACAAUUUGCCUCAAACUGUACAAUCUCGUUGUCAGAAGUACCUGUUUAACAAAAUUAAAGAUGGUGAUAUUGUAUCUAGGUUGAAGAAAAUAUCCGCCCUUGAGAAUUUUGAUAUUGAGUCGGAUGCCUUGGAUUUGAUUGCACUGAAUGCUGAUGGUUCACUCCGAGAUGCAGAGACUAUGUUAGAACAGUUGAGUUUGCUGGGAAGUAAGAUCACUACAUCUCUUGUAAAUGAACUUGUGGGGGUUGUUUCAGAUGAGAAAUUAUUAGAACUUCUGGAGUUAGCUUUGUCAUCUAACACCUCAGAAACAGUGAAAAGAGCAAGGGAGUUGAUGGACUCGGGGAUUGAUCCAAUUGUUUUGAUGUCUCAGCUUGCUAGUCUCAUCAUGGAUAUUAUUGCUGGAACUUACAACAUCAUUGAUGCCAAGUACAAUGAUCCCUUUUGUGGAGGUCGAAGUUUAACUGAAGCAGAGCUGGAGAAACUAAAGCAUGCUUUAAAGCUUCUCUCAGAGGCUGAGAAACAGAUAAGGGUUUCCAGUGAACGCUCAACAUGGUUCACGGCUGCUCUUUUACAGCUUGGAUCAGUGCCUUCUCCCGAUUUCACUCUGUCCAGCAGCAGUAGGAGACAGAGUUCUAGGACAACUGUGGAAGAUCAAUCAAGUGCCUCAAGAGAAGAAAAAUAUGUGCCUCGAAAGUCAACAUCUCCUGUUCCCUUACAUAUGACAGUAAAUGGGAAUUCCAGCCGUCAAGGGAAUUUAACGACACAAGCUGAUGGUUUUGGUUUAUCCAGCCCCUCAGAUAACCAAUUAACGGAUGGUCAUAUCUCUUCUGCCUCACGUGACAGCAUAAUGAUAGGAAACAUGUAUUUCAGAAACUCAGACAACUUGGAUGACAUAUGGGCAAAGUGUAUUGAGAGGUGCCACUCAAAAACGAUUAGACAACUACUGCAUGCUCAUGGAAAGCUUUUAUCUAUCUCUGAAGUCGAAGGAGUUAUGGUUGCUUAUAUUGCUUUUGGGGAUGAAGCUAUCAAAUCCAGAGUUGAAAGGUUUCUGAGCAGUAUCACAAACUCCAUUGAAAUUGUCCUGAGAUGCAAUGUAGAAGUUAGAAUUAUCCUAUUGCCAGUAGCUGAGGGUUUGGCAAAUUAUGCAAAUGCGGUCCAGUCGUUAGUUGGGCAGAAAAGAACAGAAGCAACUGUGGUAGGGAGUCGUAAUGCUUUUUCACCACUGCUAAAUGGUUCCAUGAAAUCUACUUAUGGAUCACGAGAGUUGCUUGCUGAAGCCAAUUCUGAGAUCAACGGUAUAAAACCGAAAAGGCAGGUGAUCCCAAUGCAGAGAAUAGAAUCCAUUAUCCGUGAGCAAAGGCUAGAAACUGCCUGGUUACAAGCCAUGGAUAAAGGAACCCCUGGAUCUUUGAGUCAUUUGAAGCCUGAGAAGAAUCAGAUCCUUCCCCAGGACAGCACAGACAAUAAAACUCAACUACAAUCUGCAAAUUCAAUGGGAGUGUCGUCUCAGCACUGGGAAGAUGAAUUAAAUCACGAACUUAAAAUUCUGAAGAUGCAAGAUAAAAGGACAUUUCAGAAAGAUCAGCCCAGUGGAAGGGUUGAUCAUUAUUCCAUGUCACCAAGCUUACUGCAUCAUACUGGCUUUGCUGGCAGCCUCAGCAGAGAGAACUUGGGUUAUGAAUCAGCAGCAGGUGGGGGAGGCUGCAGUGGGCUCUUCUGUUGGAAUACCACCAAUAGAACUCGUAAAAGGGGAAAGGUCAAAGGGACAACAAUUCGAUCACGUCCAAGUAGGCGAUUUUCAUUGUUCGGUGAGUGUGGGAAGCCAAAGCGUAGCGAGACCAGUUCUAGACGAUAAAAUGGGAAAAGUUCAUCGGGUUAGAGAUUCAGAUUGAUGUUUGUCCCUUUCAUAUUCUUUUCCUGUAUUUACUUUUCCAAUUUUGGCCAUUUAAAGGACAUAAGCAAGGCAAAUUUUUUAUCUUAUGUAAAUGUUUAGCAGUUGGAAUUCAGCACAUAUUUCUUUAGCUCCACCCAGUUCUUAAGCAAUGACAAAUAAGGGUAGGGCAGAGUCUAAGCUGAAAAUUUUCACAGUUAGUUGUAUGCAAUUAUGAAAGCUUGUCCCCUUGUUCCUUUCCGGGCUUUUUUUUUCCCUGUCGUUCGAUGUUCAUUUGUGUAAACAAGAACAUGAGGAGAUGCGUGCAUCCAAUUUGGUUAUUCAAGUACCGUCUGUUGAUCUCAGAA